Molecule: messenger RNA, 2432 nt
Organism: Acanthaster planci (crown-of-thorns starfish)
Lineage: Eukaryota; Metazoa; Echinodermata; Asteroidea; Valvatida; Acanthasteridae
Source: RefSeq, a predicted model, not a curated record
UGGUUGCUACCUUGCACUACACGCUGCGUGCAAAGUAGGCCUACAUCAUCUACGUUAUACGUACAGACUAACUAGCGUAGCGUUGCACAGACGCGCUAGACGUAAACAAACCUCUUAAGACGGACGAGAACCGAAUUCGAGUGUUGCUGCUAGAUCUUAGAAGAAAAAACUAAGAUAUUUUCACUUACGUCUCACGAGAAAGUUGCUCAGCAUGUCUUCAAGAGACUGGGAAUACAACCUGUACACGAGCCAAGCGUCUGAGGGAAAACCUCCUCAGGGAGGCAGACUGACUGAUGAUGAAGAUGAGGACUAUGACGCUGAAGAACCAGAGAGGAUGUACCACCUGGAUCUGUCUAGCCGCAUCAAGGAGAAGUUCCAUCGUCGCCUGGUCAAGACAGGCAUCCCCCGCAGACCGGGAUUUUACCAGAUUCAGACUUCCCGUUCUAUGGCCAAGCCCAGCGGGCAUUUUUACAGUGGCAAGCAUUGGGAGAUGGCCCCUCAGUCAGCUGACAAGUGUGAUGUUCGAGCCUUGCAAAAACCCCUGGAACGCACCACUAGACGACUCACCAUCUGCGCGGUCAACCAAGCCUGCGACUUUGAGCAGCAUCGUCGCAUGAAGAAUGAAGCUCGUGAAAUGCAGCAAGCUGGAAGCCUUCUCUCCCCUUUGAACAAGGAGUUCAAGCGCAUCAUUGCCUUCAAUGAGGAAGAGCAACAGAAAGAGGAGAUGGGCAAGAGGCAGGCACUGAUGGAGGAUAAAGACUGUGUCAUGGCCCAGCUGCUUUACCGAGACAACGCCAAGAAUAUCCAGCAGGCCGUGGAGGAGGAGAGACACCGCCGCAUGACCAUCAUGUCUGAGCUGACCGACGAGGAAAAGUCCUCCGGUGAUGCAAAUUUCCGCGAGAUGUUGAGGUCACUGUCUAAGGUCAGCAAAUUGUGGCAGGAGAUCCAGGAUGAACUGAGCAAUGCUGUUCAUGAUCUGGAGGAAGUUCACGAGGAAGAGAACCAUGCCAUCGGGGAUAUUUUCAACGAGCUCAAAGAUGACUUUGUGCUCAGCUUCAAGCGAGCUACGCUGCUCAUGAAAUUCCACAUGGCUGAAGAGAACGAGCGAAGGCACCGUGUGAACGAGGCCCGGCUGCUCAGCAGUGGCAAGAAGAAACUGGACCCCGUACAGCGCCGCUCCUCCUACAUGAAGGAUCUGACCCAGCAGGAAUUGGUCAGGGUCUUCAACAGCGUGGUGAUGGCAGAGAAUGAGAAGGAAGAGAAAGAAGAGGUUGAAACAGAUCAGCACAAGAUGACAGCUAUGGAGGAAAUGUUGCGACGUCAUUCCAUCAAGGAGGCCGACCACGCCUGCGCCUUGGAGCGGGUUCGCCGCAUCCAGGAGGCGGAAGAUGAAGUGCAGCCGGGUGCUCGCAGGGAUCCCCUUAAGGAGCGCAUCAAGGACAUGAUGGUGGACGUCCAGGAGCAGAUGUUGCUGCAGAUUUUUCGAGGCCACAAGGUUCGUCAUGCUGAGCCACGGGAUAUUGGGUACUAUGCUGGUGAGAGCUCUCAGGAUCGCAAGCUGCGCACUCUUCGCACCCAAUCUCGACGCAAAUCAUGCGUUGUCUCUGGAUAUUAACCGCAUCUUCAUCAGUCAACGGCUUGGAUGGGUUUGGGCCAGAUGAACACAUUUUCAAUUUUCAACAUUGCAACAGUUGCAGGGGAUAACAGCAGUUAAGAUUGGUCUAUGGGAACAUUCAUUCAUAUAAAAUACAUGUAUGUCGUAGAAAAAGGAGAAAUUAAGGAACUCUUCAAUCAGGUAAUAAAACCAACAAGCAUUUAAAAUAGAAUUAUUUAGGAAGGAAUAAGUACUGCACAACAGAUGCUUGGUUUCAACACGCUUGAUAAUACAACAGUUGUGAAUUGAAUCUGCAACCAAUUUAAUCAUAAAAUUCUUCUCUUGAAAAAUGCAAGCAGCCCCCCCAAAAAAUUGCUUUUUAAGUAUUUGAAAUCUGCAGAUUUAAAACAUGAAUUCAUUAUACUGCAAAGCUAUUAAAAUAAAAUCUUUCCAAAACGAAAUACACAUUAAAGUUUCAGAUGAAAAUUCUUAUUGUGGUGGUCAUCCUAAAUUUUGUGUUGUUUUUCUAAUUUCUGGCAGAGAGCAGAUUUUUUCCAAGCCCCAAUGCCUCAAUGUCUCGAUAUGUAUGUUCAUAAUUGUACACCUUUUGAAGACUGAAAGUGAAAAGAAUACCUAUUUUGUUAAAUUUGACCAGGCCAGAAACACUUCAACACACAACACCUUUGUCCGAAUUUUUUCCUAAGAUUCCUAAACUUUUUAGAAGUAUUCCAACUUACCUAUGUCCAAACGCAAUGGAGCUGUAUUUUUUAUGAAUAUAUGUAUAAAAUGAUAAAAACUGUCAAAUAUUUCAAAUAGUGAAACAAAGGGAAAACAUAAA